This is a messenger RNA of Phytophthora sojae, 561 nucleotides long. RefSeq lists its product as hypothetical. Gene Ontology annotation, biological process: carbohydrate metabolic process. The transcript has 2 exons. The coding region runs from base 1 to 561 and encodes 186 amino acids. Gene Ontology annotation, cellular component: extracellular region. Gene Ontology annotation, molecular function: cellulose binding. The record is from RefSeq and is a predicted model, not a curated record. NCBI's taxonomy places the organism in Eukaryota, Oomycota, Peronosporomycetes, Peronosporales, Peronosporaceae.
AUGCAGAUCUACGUGCUCGCCUCCAUUGCUCUCGCUGCUGUCUCCGCCGUUCAAGCAAAGGAUGUCGCUGACUGGGAAGACUGCUCCAAGGACGGCUCGGUGUGUAAGGUGUCGACCAGUAAGUGCGUGAAGCACUCCGACUACUACUCGCAGUGCAUGCCUGCAGUGCUCCCUACUGGUGCUCUUUGCGGUCAGAACGACGGCACGAGCGUGUGGAAGUACGAUAACCACUGCUCGCCGGGCGAGACGUGCCAGGCAACUACCAGCAUCAACUUCCACUGCAGAUCUACGGCGACAGCUGCUCCUACGACGGCUCCCCCCACAUCAACGGUGUUGCUCGUAAAUGACUGGGAGGACUGCAGCAAGGCCAACGCUAAAUGCAGGGUCUCGACCAGCACCUGCGUCAAGCACUCCGACUACUUCUCGCAGUGCAUGCCCGCGACGCUCCCCACUGGCGGUUUGUGCGGCCAGGUGGACGGCACGAACAACUGGAAGUACUACCACUGCAUUACUGGCGAGACGUGCAAGGCCAACGGCAAGGAUUCCCACUGCACCAAGUAA